Quercus lobata is the source of this 1363-nucleotide messenger RNA. RefSeq lists its product as uncharacterized. The record is from RefSeq and is a predicted model, not a curated record. The transcript is spliced from 7 exons. Lineage: Eukaryota; Viridiplantae; Streptophyta; Magnoliopsida; Fagales; Fagaceae. The coding region runs from base 80 to 1228 and encodes 382 amino acids.
AUUUUUUCCCAUUUUCCCUUUUCCUCUUAAUUGUGAUGGAAACUAGGACUACACACAUAGAUAUAGUCGUUGUUAGCUUAUGUUCCCCCCUCUCUUUGUGUCUGUGACAAUGGAAAGUGGACUUCCCAUGCUUAACUGUCUCUUACAGCACACACUAAGAAGCCUGUGUUCAUGUUCAGAUUCUUCCAAUUCUUCAAAGUGGGUUUACGCCGUUUUCUGGAGGAUACUUCCUCGGAAUUACCCUCCACCUAAGUGGGAAUAUGGAGGGAGUGCUCUUGAUCGCUCCAAAGGAAACAAGAGGAACUGGAUUCUAGUGUGGGAAGAUGGAUUUUGCGAUUUCUGUGAAUGUGAACGAACUGGGAGUGGUUACAUAAAGGGGAGGUUUGGAGCUGAUGUCUUCUUCAAAAUGUCUCAUGAGGUGUACAGUUUUGGAGAAGGAUUAGUGGGGAAAGUUGCAGCAGAUAAUAGUCACAAAUGGGUGUUUAGCGACGCUGCUAGUGAUGGUGAUCCUAGCUUGAUCUCCUCAUGGAAUUUAUCCAUUGAACCUCAACCAAGAGCAUGGGAAUUUCAGUUCAAUUCAGGCAUUCAGACUAUUGCUAUCAUUUCCGUUAGAGAAGGCAUAGUUCAACUGGGCUCAUUUGAAAAGAUUGGUGAAGAUCUCAAUCUGGUGAUAAGCAUACAGAGGAAGUUCAGCUAUCUCCAAAGCAUUCCAGGAGUGUUUGCCAUUCAAAGGCCAUACCUUCCAAUUCAACAUCCAUACGUGCUCAAACCAAGCCAAGAAACAUCAUUCUCAUUCUAUGACAAGCGCCAAUUAACCGGAAUGAAGAGACUUUUCGAAGAAAAACCCGAAGAUUCUCCAAUUAAGUCUAUCAACUUGGGCUGGAACACGCCACAAAAUGGCAUUGCAGGACCACCCAUUUGGUCAAUUCCACCUCUUUUGCCCACCAUGUCUUGUAGCCUAGGAGCACUGCUAGCAAAACUACCUACUGUGAUGCCAUCUUAUAAUGCCAUUGAAGCUCCAGACAGUGCAACUCUGCUCAACAACAACAACAUCAAUAGCGCAAACCAGAGAGUUCAGUUUGACAAUGGUGGAAUUCAGAUUACUGAUAUAAAGCAAGAAGAAAAAUCAAUUUCCAUAAACCAUAAUUUACAGUUAGGAAAUGGGUUGGUGAGGGAGUUGGGAUCUAGAUCUCUAAGAGAUGGAGAAAGUGCAUUAAAUCUCAUUUAAUUAGCAUAACCAAGUUGCUUUUAUUGCCAUGACCAAGAGGUGGUUUUGGCAAUACUUAGCUUAAUUUGGUUGGCUGGUUGAUAUUGUGCACCAUUGUACCUUAUUGUUUUUAAAGCAUUAGUGUUAUAUAUGUAA